AUGACCGUCCCCAUUGGUCCGGUUGGACAUGUUCCAGGACUCGCAGAUCGUCUACUAUCCCUCGGUCAAUUCCUGCACCAAGGCAUGACUGUUGAGGGUAAUGCCAUCCAGAUAUGGUCUAUACACGAUGGGAAGAUCUACUUGCACUUUGAUGUAGAUCCUAUUAGGCCAAAUUGCUACAUUCUACCCGCCUUAUCUGCUUAUGCUAAGAGCAUUCAAUAUGAGCUGGUCUAUGCAUUGGACUAUGAAACCAUGCACUGCCACAUGGAACAUACUGUGUGCGAUGUUCUACAUCAAAUGCACAAGAAUACUGUUGGCUUCCCUGAGGACAUAAACAUCUCAGACAACAACCCAGUGUGCAGUGGAUGCGCAAAGGGUAAAAUACCUGCGCGUGAAUUUCCUGCCCGCAAAGAGCGCAUUGACAACACAUUCGACCUCAUUCAUUCCGACUUGAAAGAGUUCUCAACCCUGUCGUACGCCAAGUUCAAGUACACCGUAGACUUUAUUGACAACCAUAUGUCCUAUGCAUGGGUUACACUCCUGAAGAAGAAGUCAGACACGCUUAACGCCGCCAAAGACUUCCGUGCUAUGGUCGAGAGUAAAUUCAAGGCCAAAGUGCAAAGCUGGUGCUCCGAUCAAGGAGGCUAA
This is a messenger RNA of Peniophora sp. CBMAI 1063, 648 nucleotides long. Lineage: Eukaryota; Fungi; Basidiomycota; Agaricomycetes; Russulales; Peniophoraceae. The record is from the annotation of a GenBank genome assembly.